Setaria italica (foxtail millet) is the source of this 1930-nucleotide messenger RNA. Its product is annotated as HIV Tat-specific factor 1 homolog. Gene Ontology annotation, biological process: mRNA splicing, via spliceosome. Gene Ontology annotation, cellular component: U2 snRNP; U2-type spliceosomal complex. The record is from RefSeq and is a predicted model, not a curated record. Gene Ontology annotation, molecular function: RNA binding. Lineage: Eukaryota; Viridiplantae; Streptophyta; Magnoliopsida; Poales; Poaceae.
CUUCUCUGUGACUCCAUUCUCGAGUCUUCUCCGACUCGCCGUCCUUCCGCUUGACCACUCCGCCCCUCCCGCCGCCCGCGCCUCUCCUGCCAGUCGCCUCCGCCUUCCUUCCCCGCCGCCGGCACCCAUCCAUUUGGUCCCCCCAUUAUCCGCCCGCUUCAUCCUCCCCUUCUCUUCUCUUCCGGAUUCGAUGCCCAUGGAGACCAGCGGCUCAGCCGCCGCCGGCGAGGUGGGCUGGUACGUGCUCGGCCCGAACCAGGAGAGUGUCGGCCCCUACGCGCUUGCCGAGCUUCGAGAACAUUUUGCAAAUGGUUAUCUCAAUGAGAGCACAAUGCUCUGGGCAGAAGGGAGGACUGAAUGGAUGCUGCUCUCGUACCCUGAGUUACACACUGCAGUCACAGCAAAGGAUCAAUCCGAACAAGUUGCUCCAGAUGCUGAAGAUGAUUUUGAGAAAUUUCAGAAGGAGGUUAUAGAAGCCGAGGCAGAGGUUUCAGCCUUGAAAGGCAGUGCUGAAGAUGGUGAUGUGAACCAGCUGGAUGAUGAGCGGCCAGCAACCCCACCGGAUGGAGAGGAGGAGUUUACUGAUGAUGAUGGCACCAUUUACAAAUGGGACCGUACUCUGAGGGCAUGGGUUCCUCAAAAUGACACAUCAGGUAAAGAGGAAGAUUAUGCUGUUGAAGAGAUGACUUUUGCACUUGAGGAAGAAGUAUUUCAGGCGCCAGAUAUCCCUGGUACUUCUGCAGUAGAAGAAGUCAACACACUGGAUGAAAACAAGAACAAAGAAUUAGACAAAGUGGAAAAGAGAGGGGACAAGAAACGGAAAUCUUCUGAGAAAACAGCUGAAAAGAAGGAAGCUAACAAACCUCCAGACAGUUGGUUUGAUCUCAAAGUCAACACACAUGUCUAUGUAAAUGGACUGCCUGAUGAUGUCACACUGGAGGAGAUCGUGGAGGUAUUUUCCAAGUGUGGAAUAAUAAAGGAGGACCCUGAGACUAAAAAGCCCCGGGUGAAGAUCUAUACUGAUAAGGAAACUGGGAGGAAAAAGGGAGAUGCCUUGGUGACAUAUCUCAAGGAGCCUUCUGUAGCUUUAGCAGUUCAGUUGUUGGAUAGGACAUCAUUCCGUCCUGGUGGCAAGACUCUGAUGUCUCUAAGUCCGGCCGAAUUUCAGCAGAAAGGUGAUGUUUUCAUUGCAAAGAAAACUGAUAAACAAAAGAAAAGGAAGACCAAAAAGGUUGAAGACAAAAUGCUUGGAUGGGGUGGACAUGAUGAUAAGAAGGUGAUGAUUCCUACUACCGUUAUUUUGCGGCACAUGUUCACUCCGGCUGAGUUGAGAGCUGAUGAAGAACUUCUUACUGAGCUUGAGGCAGAUGUUAGAGAGGAAUGCGUCAAGUUUGGUCCAGUGGAUAAUGUCAAGGUUUGUGAAAAUCAUCCACAGGGUGUCAUGUUGGUGAAAUUCAAAGACCGGAAAGAUGGCGCCAAGUGCAUAGAGAAGAUGAAUGGCAGAUGGUUUGGCGGGCGGCAAAUCCAUGCGAGUGAAGAUGAUGGCUCUGUUAACCAUACUCUAAUCCGUGAUUAUGAUGCAGAGGUGUCAAGGCUGGAUCGAUUUGGAGAAGAGUUAGAAGAGUCAACUUAGAGCAUGAGAUUGCCUUCUUGUACGGUAAGAUAGCAUGAAAGGAGAUUAUGUUAGUGGGUAUCAUUUAUGAGCCAUGACCCAUGAGCACGUUGUCUGUUACUGCAACAUGUAGAGAUGCACAAUUUUCCGUGCUAACAUGAAACACUUGGUAGCAAGCAACAAUUCCAAUGCUCGUGAUAUUGCUACCAAUCAAAGUACAAAUACUGAUGGCCAAUGAUAAGUUCAUUGCUAUAUGUAUCAAAAUCUGUUUUUAAUAACGGUAUAUGAAGUUGUAUUGCGUUGCCUCUCGGGCUUUGA